GUCUUACUCUUUUAUUUGGCAUCUUCAUUCAAUUUCAACCAUUGCACGGCGCCCACCAAAGUUGAGCACUCCAUUUCUUAUAAAGCUGAGUGCUUCUGCUUCUGCUUCUCCCAGACAGAGAGAGAAACAGAGAGAGAAAUGGAGGAUGUGGUUAUAGUUGGGGCAGGGAUUGCAGGGUUGGCGACUGCACUGGCGCUGAAGAGAGCUGGAGUUGAAGCGUUGGUGUUGGAGAGAUCGGAAGGCCUCAGAGCCACGGGCGCAGCUUUAACACUUUUCCCCAACGCUUGGGUUGCCCUUGAUGCCUUGGGCAUUUCUCAAAACCUCGCUUCCCUUUAUGCCCCAAUCAAAAAGGGAUAUGUAACCAACCUGGAUACUGGAAAAAUCCAAGGCGUUUCUUUCGUCGCCUCCAAUGGGUAGGUCUUGUUUUUUUGUUCACUUUGUA
This is a messenger RNA of Prunus avium (sweet cherry), 442 nucleotides long. Lineage: Eukaryota; Viridiplantae; Streptophyta; Magnoliopsida; Rosales; Rosaceae. The record is from RefSeq and is a predicted model, not a curated record.